Molecule: messenger RNA, 1689 nt
Organism: Didymosphaeria variabile
Lineage: Eukaryota; Fungi; Ascomycota; Dothideomycetes; Pleosporales; Didymosphaeriaceae
Exons: 1
Coding region: 1-1689 (562 amino acids)
Biological process (GO): secondary metabolic process
Molecular function (GO): CoA-ligase activity
Source: RefSeq, a predicted model, not a curated record
AUGAAGACAUACACAUCUCCGACUCAGGUCGACAUCCCUACGACCCUCUCCCUUACACAACUCCUCCACACAACAACCACACCGCCGCUACCACCCUCGCAUCUUGUAACCACAGACUCGCUCACCCACCGCUCGCUCACCCUGCACGAACUGCGUACGAAUGCUGGACGAAUCGCCAAUGGACUAUCGAAGACCUUCAAGCCGCGAGAUCAAGCACACUGGGCGGUAAUCCUACCCAAUUCCUGCGACUAUGUGGAGAUUGUACAUGCAGUACUCUGGACAGGCGGUGUAGUCUGCCCAAUCAACCACGCGAUCGUCGCUGCGGAGAUCGCGCACGGAUUGACGGUUACGAGGCCUGAUUUCGCGGUCGUGUACGGGCCCGUGGUGCCAAAAGUAGAGGAAGCUAUUGCGAUUGCAUCGAAAGACCUUCUAGAACAAGGUGUAGCCUGGAAAGCGCCGACGAUAAUUUCAAUCGUCGAGCGCGCAGCUUCGAGAUCCUACAAGCACAUCCCAGAUGACUUCGCCUCGUUUAGAGGGGCGCUGGAGAUCCCGCAAUUCGCAGAUACUCGACAGCGCCUUGCAACCAUCCACCUUUCCUCCGGCACGACCGGAAAACCUAAAGGCGUAGAACUCACACACCACAACUUCGUCUCCAACGUAAAGCAACUCGAAGCUCACGAUGCUCCGCAGUUCCACCGCGGCUCCCGCAUAGUCGCCUUCACACCUUUCGCACACAUCGGAAACACAACCUUCCCGCUUUUCUUCGGUCCCUACAUGGGCAUCCACCACCAUGCCAUGCCAGCCUUCUCCCUUGAACCCUUCGCACAGCUCGUCGACUCAGUUAAACCUACAAUCUUCCAGGGCGUGCCAAGCGUGGUGCUCAGUUUCGCAAACACCGACAUAACAGAGCGGUACGACUUUUCCAAAGCCGAGAAAAUCGACUGUGGCGGUCCGCCCUUCAAGAAAGACAUGUUCGACCGCCUCAUGUCCAAAGCGCCGUGGAGGAUAAACCAAGUUUACGGCAUGACCGAAGGCGCAGGCUACAUCGCCUACCAACGCAAGCACGAUGUCCAGCCCGACAACGUCGUGGGGCCGCUCCUCCCGAACAUCGAAAUCGCACUGCGAGUCAACGACGGACGGGACGACGCGCCCGAGGGCGGGCCAGGAGAGAUGUGGCUCAGAGGCCCAAACAUCACGCGCGGCUACGCGUUCAAUGCUGAGGCUAACCGCGAUGCGUUUCCCGUCGAGGGCUGGUAUAACACCGGUGACGUUUGUACUGUAUCCCCCUCGGGCGUCAUCGCGGUCGUGGGCCGCACGAAAGAACUCAUCAAAUACAAGGGCUUCCAAGUUAGUCCCGCGGAGCUUGAAAUGCACUUGAACUCGCACCGGCACGUCGCAGAGGGAGGUGUCGGGCCGGUGUUCGACGAAAGCCAGCUGACAGAAUUGCCGACGGCGUAUGUUGUGUUGAAAGCGUACCUGGUGGGCGAAAAGGAGCGGAAGACGGCGCUUGUGCAGAUCCAGACGGAGGUCGAUGAGAAGGUGAGCGGGUACAAAAAGUUGAGAGGGGGUGUUUGGGAGGUGGUGAGGUUGCCAAGGAAUCCGACGGGAAAGAUCGUAAGGAAAGAGUUGAAGGGGUUGAGGAGUGGAUUGACAUCGUUGGAGCGGGAGGACCGCAGGGUGAAAUUAUAG